ACUGGUCAUCUCCUCUCCUACUGCACCCAUCUUUGGUCAUCCUCUCUUUGGGAUUAUGGCGAAACUUUCGUUGUGGCCCUCGACAUCUCCAAAGCAUUUGACAGGGAAGAUGUCAGCCAUCCCACCAGCAACAGAGCAACAGCAACCUACUGAAGCCUCUCGCCUAACCAAUGAUCAGGUGGAAGGGGCAACAGGGAUGUCAGGAGGGACAGAAGAGAAUGGUAGUUUGGUUGAAAUAAACACACAGGACCUCAACUUUGAUCUACAGAUGGUCCUGGAUGGGUUCACACAGUGUAAAAGAGAUGAUGGACAACUUUACAUGGAUGGAUACCUGCGUGCAUACAGUGAAGUAAACAAAUUCUUAAAAAUCCUUGGGAUGGUUUUCAACUUUGUCUCCCAUGAUAUUCAAAAGAAGGUCACAACUCUCCAGUGUUACCGCAAAGGAGGUGCAGGAGAUUACUAUUAUUCAAUUCAGUCCAUGAUUGAAUAUGAGAGAGAAAACAAUCUCUUGACCAGCAGUGACCAACAGUCUGGGUCCAGAACCUUGUUGAGACUCCACAGAGGACUUGAAUUCAUCACUGGUUUUUUCUCUGAAAUCCACAAAGCUACAGACGAAACUGGACUGGGUACCAUAUCCUCCGAGUUGUAUGGCCGUACCCUGUCUAAACACCAUAACUGGGUAUUGGCAAAAACUGUUAGCACUGUCCUUCUCAUGAUGCCAACGAAGCAAACUAUCAUUGAGCGGGUUGUACUAGGAAGUAAGCCGAUAACUGGUGGCAACUCAGCGAUUCGUGCACAUAAUGAGGCCCUCAUGCCCAAGGUGAUUGACGUUAUGAACUCUAUCUAUAACUUGACCCAGAAACUAUAUGAAGACUAUGGACUUUUGGAUUUGCCUUAAGUUGAAGAAACCAGGAAAUGAAGGGUUAAAUGGUACUGGAACUGGUAUAGAAAAUAUGAAUUAUGUUAGAGAUAAUGACCAAUAUGUAAUCAGUAUAAAAAGCAGUUGAAUAUGCAUCUUGUCAUUCUGAUUUAUUUUGUGAAGGGAAAAUUAUGCAAUCUGUCACCACUGAAUGUUUGCACAGCCAAGUCUUGUGUGUACAUUCCACUUGGACUGAAAAAUGUGAUCAUAUAGGUUACAAACACAUAGUACCAGUGUAUGCCGUGUAUAAAGGUAAGUAUAAGUAUUUUUAAGUUUUAAUAAUGUAAAGUGAUAGUGACUAAAUUUAUGAAAUACAAUAUUACAUAUCAGAGUAUUCCAGUUGCUAGGUAGUUAUGGAGCCAUAUAACCAAAAUCUUCAUUGUUAGAGGUGUAUAACAUUAUUUUUUUAAAUUACUUUUAUAUAUUCAAUGCACAAUAAUACUUUACUCCCUUAUCCUGUAUGAGAUGUUUAGCAUCAGGGUGAGAUGAAAGUUUGUCUGGUGGGAGCACAGUUGCUAUCAGGUUGGCAAAGUGACCUGCAUAGAAUCACUUAAGGGCAUUGAAAUGAGCUUCCUCUAAUGUUAAACCCCAGACCUGGCAGAAUUAGUUAUCAGUGCACUUAUGAACAGGCUGUCAUCUUCAUAAUUAAAAAGGUCCAGGUUUUUCUCUUUCCUUAUGGAAUGGUAAGAUUGUGAUUAACUGUAGCAUAGAUAAUCAAAAUUCUUGUUUAUGUCCCUCCUUAAUCAAGUUAUUGUUAUAGAAUUUCAAAGUAUGUCUUAAGGGUUUAUGAAGACUCCACAUUAUAAGAAGUAUCACAAGUACUACACAUAUUUGUGUUGUAUUUCACACCAAAACCACUGUUAGUGCCUGCAUUAGUGAAACAGGAUGUGAUGUACAGUAUUUCUUAGUCCUUCACUAGUAAUGUUAGUAAGGACUAGGACCAGUACUGUGUGAAGCAAAGGAUCACCCAGCCAGGUUAGCAUUACAUAAUUUGUUAUAAAAGAGAGAAAUCUCUGUUUUGUUGAUUUUUCAGAGGAUUAACUCACAUUUACAAUGUACACAUCAUGAUUACUAUCUUGAUUCAUUUACUUUUACCCAAAAGGAUGUUAGUUAAGCCAACCAUAAUGUAUGAGUUCCUAAGAUGUGUCAGGAGUUCUUAGCUACCACUCAGAAAUUUAAGAUCAUGCAUAUGCUGUGGGAAAUUUUGAACUUUUAACUUGAUUCUCAAAAAGAUUUCAGCAUUGUCAGAGGAGUUAAUGAUGAUAAAAGUGUUAUAAGUGAGUUCUCAAUCAAGCACAUUGGAUAGUGCAUCUUUAUAUUUAAAAAUUCUUGCCAAAUACGUAAGUCUCAGCACAUACUGUACCGUAGACAUAAAAAGAAUAUUCACCAUGAUUGGUGAAGAAUCAUUCAUACUUAAUGAAUCUUGAAUAUAAAUGAAGUGGUGGCAGCAUUCCCUGUGCUUGUUUAAUGGACUAAAGAGCCUACUGAUGUUUGUUGCUCUCAUAUGCCUGCCAUUCCUAAUACAUCUUUAGAUAUAAUUAACAGGAUAUGCAAUGAUUUCUUCAAUUACUUAACUGAGUUAAAAGAAAUGCCAUGUAAUUAGCCAUAAUGCUUGUUUUGUAAAAAUAUUAAUUUAAGGAGAAUAAAAGAGGGAUAAAUAAAUGUGUAUGAAGUGUGUAUGCAUAGAGGAAUCAUCAGGAAUAUGUGGAGAUCAUGUUGUGAAAGUUUUGUCUGUACUGCUGUGUUUAUACAGUACCAGGAAUCAGUGCCUAGUUGUAGACAGAUAGAAUAAAUCUCUUGACAGAGGAAAUAACUUCUUGUUAACUACUGGAUAUGGUAGAAUAGGCCAAUUAUGUCUGGCAUGUCUUGGCUAGUUUGUGUAAACAGUUAAGUGAAUAACUACAGCUCAAUCCCUCAUUGAUUAUAUUAGUUUUCCAAAAAUUUGGAUUUGUGUAUGUUAAGAAUACUCUCAUAGCCAAAGAGCAUUCUAUACUUUGUUUAAUUGGUUAUCAGACCUUAGGUUGCAGGUCUCAAAUCUGACAUUUUUAAAUAAAUAAUCAAAAUUUCUUGUCUAUGUCUGUGUAUGAUUUUUAGUUCAAUUACAUUCCUUGAGGAUUUAAAUUUCAAUACUAUACUGUAUUUGCAUGUGUAAGUACUUCAUGUGCUAGGACACUAUAUAAGACCAAUAAGUUAGCAGUUGUGCAUGGGCUAACUUGGUAUGUAGCAAGGUGUGUAUAUUAGGUAAAUGAUGAUUAUGACGUAGUUGGUGGCUCCAAACAUAAAGCUGUUCAAUGUGAUACAGUAAUAGAUGAAACACCUGUAUCAAAUUCAUAAAUUGUGCUGUGUUGUGCAGUACAGUAUACUCAAACAUCAGUACAACCGAUUUGCAUUGAUCGCAAACCAUAACAAAUUGGUUGUACUCAACGAUAUUUGAGUAUACAACAACCGAGUCAAUUUAAUUUUUUAAAACCUGAUGUUUCUUGACUUCCCAUCAUCAUGGUACAUAGGUGAAACUGCUUCAGUAUUUUACAAAACAAAUUCGUUUGGUUGUCAUAUAUGAAAACCCAUUUAUUUUGGUUUGUGAUUAAUUACCUACUGCUAUGUCAGACACAAGAGAACUAUUUUAUGAAGGCAUUUGUCUGAUGAAACUUGUUGGUUUAAAUAUUCCUAUUGGUCAAUGGUAAUAAAUGAAGCUGGUGGAA
Homarus americanus (American lobster) is the source of this 3621-nucleotide messenger RNA. Its product is annotated as ceramide-1-phosphate transfer protein-like. The transcript is spliced from 7 exons. The coding region runs from base 56 to 898 and encodes 280 amino acids. NCBI's taxonomy places the organism in Eukaryota, Metazoa, Arthropoda, Malacostraca, Decapoda, Nephropidae. Gene Ontology annotation, biological process: ceramide transport; intermembrane lipid transfer. Gene Ontology annotation, molecular function: ceramide 1-phosphate binding; ceramide 1-phosphate transfer activity. The record is from RefSeq and is a predicted model, not a curated record. Gene Ontology annotation, cellular component: cytosol; cytoplasm; membrane.